CUCAGGUCUCUGAUGAUGGGUCAAUGAUAAGGAACCUGAGAUCGAUGGGUUUGUUGUGCCGCUGGUUGAACAUCUCAACAAUGUCUCAACAUAUUCAUUUUGAUUCUGCUCCCUUUUUAGAUGUUGAAUCUGCGGGAUUUUCUCACAGCCACCUGUGGCCCUGCGUCCUUGUCAUCAUGUCAGAGUAUAGAACUAUGGACUAUGGUGAAUCAGACCUUGGUGGGGCCUACUGAGGUCUUUCGCAACGAUGGGCGCUGGUAUUUCAAGUUCCGCGUGCAUGAGAGCCCCAUCUACCGGCGAGCCGAGGGCCAUCCGGGUGUGCCGAACCAGGUGAGUGACACUGGCUGGGCAGUGCUGGAAGUCACUGGAAGUGUACGGGAUGCACAGCAGCGGCACAAGAGAAUCAGAGAGGAGCUUCGGCUGGUGGGAGAGGAUUUGCGAGACUAUCCGGGGCACCCACGCCUGAGCUACUAUGCUGGCGCCUUGCGCUAUGAACUCGCUAUGGAGCUUGGGUCUGAUGUGGAGCGGCAGGAGCUGGCACGGGAGGCGGUGAAGAUCUUGCAGCGAAGAUCCCGUGAUGAUGCAAAAGGUCAGGAAGAGGAGCAGCAGCGCUCCGCUGCUGCGUACUUCUGUGGCCGAAGCUAUUGGGAUUUGCUCGGUGAUGUGAGAAAGGCAGAGAAGUGGUUGAAGACAUCCUCCAAGCUGGAGAGGGGUUUCUUGUAUCCACGUGUGGCACUGAUCCAGCUGCUGUUUCAGCAGCAGCGGUACGUGGAAGCGCUGGAGGAAGCUCAGAGCGCCGAAGCGGAGUUGCUGCCGCAGCAGCCGCGGCUCUUUAUGGAUUCUUCGGGUAGCACUGGAGUUGAGGUUUUCUGUUCCAGGUAGCUGACUAGCUAUCAUUGUCAGGGUUUCCCAGUCGCAGCUUCUCACCCCGAACUUUGGAACCACACUCUGAUUGCCAAUUCUAUUUCCUUGAGUCUUCAAAGCCUGAAACUCUUAAGCCCACUUUUCGUUGCAACUUUCUUGGUGUCUGUUUUUGCUUUGGAGCCACAAGCCCUGGUCGCCUGGAAUUGUUUGACUCGAAGCCUGGUUGUUUAGAAACCGCCCCAGAACUCCAGAACUUGGAACUCAUCCUGGAGUUCCAUGCUUUGAUCGCCACCUGUGGCCUUUCUGGAGGCCUUUCCUGGUCCCAUCGCAUUGGGAUCCGCAUGCCUAUUUAUUUUGCAUUUGGAUUCUGCAGACCCGCGGUCGUUCAGAGACCGCGUUUCAUGGAGCAGCCACAGCCCCGCGGCUGCUCCAACCCCCGGUUCGGCAACAUGCAUUCCCAGCGGAUGAGAGAUGUGCUCAGGACAGUGGCCCGCUCCAUGCCUCCAGACUGCAGUUUUUUCCAGCACCGGCCACGUUCGGCCGGGUGUCGAUGGCCAAGGUGUGUGAUGUGCCGCUCCUCCUGAGCAAGGCGAUUUACUAUGUGCACACCAAUGCCACACUCGACCGAUUCGUGGCGUGACCUUUGUGCACACGACUGAGUUAUCUGUUCUCAUGGAAGGGGGGCAUUUUGGGAAGAAGGUUUUUUUGACCAAAUACGAGGCGAUCAUAUCACCCAAAAUGCAAUGAAAACUGCCUGGUUGGUCGUGUGCUUGCUUUGACGGGCUGUGGGGUUGGUCUGACGUUGGAUAUCCUACGAACACCUACAUUGACAACAGCACAGCAGACAUUGAAGAUGGUUCCCUCAUCUCUGAAACAAAAAACGCCUGUGAAACCCGUGAUUUCGCAAGUUCACACCUGUAAACGCUUCUUGGGUGGGCAUUCUUGUGGGCUUGGGGUUCCACCGGCGGAGGACCCCUUACUGAUGUGCUCAGGAGCUGGGCUCAGCGGCCUCUGGGAGCGGCGAGGGGAGCUCCUGGCACGGUGUGAGGCGAGUUGCCCAAGCGCUGGAGACACGGCCGUGAGGCAGCCGAAAUGACGCGAGACACGGAAGAUGCAAGACAUUGCGAAGCUCAAGGCCUUCUGCACCGGGCUUCUCAUUUUGUGACUAUGAAGCCAGAGAGGUCAUCAUUCUUCUAUCCAUAAUCCUUUGAAUGCAGGGAGGCCUUUGUGUUGAAGCUCACGUGGAGAGGCUGGCCCCUAGCACUUUCUUGCUCUCCGGAUUGCAUGUCGGGGUGCCACCGUCCUAGCUUCCAACCAUGUUGUUUUCUGCCAGGAGUUUUGGCAAAUCGAAGGCGCAUCGUGCCAGCCGCACAUGGGUGACAGCUGCAGAAGCAAGCCAUGAUACACAGGAACUUCACUGUCAUGAUGCUGGGAUGGCUUCCUGAGCCUCGGCGCUACAGAGCGCUGAGCAAAACAGUGAACGUUCGUGUAGUGCCGGCUGCCACACGACUCUGACGCGGAGGAACGUGUUGAGCUCGGUGACUGGGAGGUGAACGCGCUGACCUGCGUGGCCAUGACUCGGUAGCGGUGGAAGCACACCAAGAUUGCAUGCUGCAGUUGCGUGCGACUGUGCUGCCAUGUGCUGUCCACAGUCCACCGUCAAGGAAACCGCACCGCACAUGCCACUUCGCGCA
This is a messenger RNA of Durusdinium trenchii, 2558 nucleotides long. The record is from the annotation of a GenBank genome assembly. NCBI's taxonomy places the organism in Eukaryota, Dinophyceae, Suessiales, Symbiodiniaceae.